Dunckerocampus dactyliophorus (ringed pipefish) is the source of this 2164-nucleotide messenger RNA. RefSeq names its product core-binding factor subunit beta (gene cbfb). The record is from RefSeq and is a predicted model, not a curated record. The transcript is spliced from 7 exons. Gene Ontology annotation, biological process: regulation of transcription by RNA polymerase II. Gene Ontology annotation, molecular function: transcription coactivator activity; sequence-specific DNA binding. The coding region runs from base 316 to 840 and encodes 174 amino acids. Gene Ontology annotation, cellular component: nucleus; core-binding factor complex. Lineage: Eukaryota; Metazoa; Chordata; Actinopteri; Syngnathiformes; Syngnathidae.
UGGGCGUGAGACACUGGGGCAGUGUAGAGAGAGGUGGGAGAGAGCGAGAAUUGAGUUUUUUUUUCUCUCUGGGUGGGUCACUCAUAAUAAAACGCACUUGGAGGCAAGGGAAGAACGCGAAGGAGAAGCGGUCAUCAUAACGUGGAGCAGCAGUGUACACAUUUCUCCACAGGGGGAAGAAAAGAACCCAGGAAGUGAGUGAAAGAGACGCUGAAAAACUCGAAGGAACACAGCCCAAGUUCGAUUGUGCGGUCUGAUUUUGAGUUGAGGGUGGCAAAAGGCCGGAUUAAAGUGAAGAAUCCACAGUGAGAAAAGAUGCCGAGGGUAGUUCCGGACCAGAGGAGCAAGUUUGAGAAUGAGGAGUUUUUCCGCAAGUUGAGCAGGGAGUGUGAGAUUAAAUAUACCGGCUUUAGAGACCGACCUCAUGAGGAAAGACAAGCCCGCUUCCAGAACGCCUGCAGGGAUGGACGGUCAGAAGUAGCCUUUGUAGCCACAGGCACCAACCUCUCCCUCCAGUUCUUUCCAGCCAACUUGCAUGGAGAUCAGAGACAGGUUCCUACCAGGGAGUAUGUUGACUUUGAGAGAGAGACAGGAAAGGUCCAUUUAAAGGCGCCAAUGAUCUUGAAUGGGGUGUGUGUGAUAUGGAGAGGUUGGAUCGACUUACAGAGGCUGGAUGGGAUGGGAUUCCUGGAAUAUGAUGAUGAGAGAGCACAGCAUGAGGACGCUCUGGCCCAGGCAGCCUUUGAAGAGGCUCGACGCAGAACCAGAGACUUUGAAGAGCGAGAGCGAUCACACAGAGAGGACCUCGAGGACCCUGUGGUUUCUAAAAUCUGGGACUGAUGACAGACAGACAGCCAGCAGGAAACAACAGGUCCAGAAGACAGCAGGACCCCAGCCCUGGCUCAAACAUGGCCAACACUGAUGUGGACCACAAGAUGCGCUGACGAAGAUGAACAGUAAAGGAAAGAAGGGAAGAGGAAGAGAGAAGAGCUUUUAUCCUUUCACUUGCAAUACAAUCAGCUGGAAAGACGUGUUGAAUUUCAUCAUCACUUACAAUUGCAGUAUCUUAAAAACAUAAUAUACUUUAUCAAGGUAUUGGAAUCUGGGUCUUUGAUUGAAUUGAAAAGGAACUGUAUCAGAUUUUUUUUUUUUAAUUAGAGAACAGAUUUUGUUUAUUGAAAGUUUUGUAUGGAGUCAUACAAAAUGUUGUCUCUGGUUUCAUAUGUGUGGAACAACACACUGAUUUUAGUAAGUUGUUGACAAGAACAAAGGCAAAAAUGAGACGUGCAACAAUAGAAUGAAUAGCCAGGGCUUCCUAAAACAGUGAUGGUCUGUUAACUCCAAAUGCCGAAACCUGAUGUUUUCUGAGACCAAAGUUGACCUUGCUGGACAGAAAAGGAGGAGGAAAUGGAAAAGGAGGUCGAAAUGCCAAAAGAGAAAUUGUGUGUGCUUAUUUUAUUGUUUCUCCAAACACCAAUGGGUCAUGCGUUAUGUAGCGACAACCAAUCAAGACAAGGAAAAUAGAAUAGGGUAUUGAGGGGGGGCCUUUAAGACAUGCCAUUCAAGGGUGUUUUGCACUAUGUGGUACAAUCAGUCACGUUCACAUGGAUUAUACAGUACAGUAUGAUUAUUCGCAUUAAACAAACAGAGGGCUACCUAUGUAUUGGUUGGCUGUGUCACGGCAACCUGGAAUAUGCUCUUCACAGAGCUUGGAUGAGAAAUAAUUGACAGAGUCAAAGUCACGUUACAUCAUUGUCUAGCUUUAAAUUCCCCUAUUUGUGUGUUACUUUGAAUCUUGCAGGUAUUCGUCACCAUUUAAAGAUUGUAAGAGUGUGGAAAACUAUUUCUUUUUACGGCACUAGCGUGAUGACAUUUGUUACAUAAUUAUGACAUGUAUCUUGUUUUUUUGUGUGUGAAAGUCAUGAUGUUUACUUUUUAUAUUCCCACUGCUUUAUAUAGUCAUUUUUGUUCAUCUCUUUUGCUUUGAUUGUAACUAGUUGUAGUGUUUCAUGUGAAUCGGGUCGAGUUGGAAUUUACGAAAUACCAAAAAGUUUUGUUGCAUAUAUCUGCAUUUCUUUGUUCGUGUAUUUUAUUGUGUGCUCUGAAUGUGGAUUAUCCAAAGCUCUGUCAUGAGGUGUCAUAAAUAUUUUAUACAUUUUAACCA